Molecule: messenger RNA, 1561 nt
Organism: Coffea eugenioides
Lineage: Eukaryota; Viridiplantae; Streptophyta; Magnoliopsida; Gentianales; Rubiaceae
Product: glycerophosphodiester phosphodiesterase GDPD6-like
Exons: 8
Coding region: 112-1374 (420 amino acids)
Biological process (GO): lipid metabolic process
Cellular component (GO): vacuole
Molecular function (GO): glycerophosphodiester phosphodiesterase activity
Source: RefSeq, a predicted model, not a curated record
CCAAAUUCUCUAGUACUUCUCAACAACUAUGGAUUAAUGGAAUAUUCCCAGAAUUACAUGUAAAUCCACGGCAACGAUUCUGCAGAAGGUCUCCAUCAUAGUGCUAUAUAAAUGUUUGAAUUGACUGCCAUCCUCAAACAGCCAAAACAAAAGUCAAGAAUAGGAGCUGCGAAAGGGAGGGACUCCAUGGCUUCAGCUCUGGCAGGUCUUGUUCCUUUAAGUUUCCUGCUCCUGCUGGUUGGCUGUGCUUCAAGGCCUCUUUACCCACUUCCUGGCAAAAGAUAUGAUGGAAGCAAAAAACCAUUACAGACUUUUCGCCCUUACAACCUUGCACAUCGAGGUUCAAACGGAGAAUUUCCUGAGGAAACAGCUGCUGCAUAUAUGAGAGCCAUUGAGGAGGGUGCUGACUUUAUAGAAGGUGACGUCCUAGCCUCCAAAGAUGGUGUUCUCAUAAUGCAACAUGAUGUAACACUUGAUGAUACUACAGACAUUGCUGAACACAAGGAGUUUGCAAAUAGGAAGAGAGCCUGUAACGUUCAAGGCACAAACACAACCGGCUUUUUCCAUUUUGAUUUUACACUGGAAGAGCUGAAGUCAUUGGGUGUUAAGCAAAGAUAUCCUUUCCGGGAUCAACAAUACAACAGAAAAUUUCCUAUCAUUACAUUUGAGGAGUUCAUAUCUAUAGCACUAGAUGCCCCCAGAGUUGUAGGAAUUUACCCAGAGAUAAAAAAUCCUGCAAUGGUCAACCAAUAUGUGAAGUGGCCAGGUGGUAAGAAAUUUGAAGACAAGUUUGUUGAGACACUCCAUAAGUAUGGAUACAGGGGAGAGUAUAUGUCAAAGCAAUGGUUGAAACAGCCAGCAUUUAUUCAGUCCUUUGCUCCAACAUCUCUGAUUUAUGUAUCAAACCUGACUGACUUGCCAAAAGUCUUCCUAAUUGAUGACAUAACUAUACCUACACAGGAUACCAAUCAGUCAUACUGGGAAAUCACUUCUGACAAAUAUCUCAACUUCAUCAAGAAUUAUGUGAUGGGUAUUGGACCUUGGAAGGAUACAAUAGUAUAUGUAUCGGAGAAUUAUUUGCAGCUACCUACUGAUCUUGUUGCGAGAGCACAUGCUUUAAACCUUCAGGUGCACCCCUACACUUACCGCAAUGAGAACCAAUUCUUGCAUUUCAACUUCAGCCAAGAUCCAUAUAAGGAAUAUGAUUACUGGAUUAAUACGAUUGGAGUGGAUGGACUCUUCACAGACUUUACAGGCAGCCUCCACCAGUAUCAGGAAUGGACUACACCUUCCCCAUCUGGAGAGAAAAGUGCAACUAAACUACUUGAUAAGAUUGGAUCGAUGAUCUCUAAGUAUAGAAAUCCCCAGACAUAGAUUACUAAUUUCGUUUCUUCUCCUCCUCUUAAUUCCUUGGGAGGGGCUGACAUUUUUACUUAGCUGAUAUUAUUUCUCAGUGUUGCAACUAUCGUCUUCGAGUUACAUCAGAUUAAGGCCUUGGCUUUUGUAGUUGCUUUUUGUUUAAUAAAAGAUAUUUUCAGCUCCUAUUGCUGGUUUAAAGUUU